Molecule: messenger RNA, 4978 nt
Organism: Myxocyprinus asiaticus (Chinese sucker)
Lineage: Eukaryota; Metazoa; Chordata; Actinopteri; Cypriniformes; Catostomidae
Product: polyamine-transporting ATPase 13A3-like
Exons: 34
Coding region: 281-4048 (1255 amino acids)
Biological process (GO): intracellular calcium ion homeostasis; polyamine transmembrane transport
Cellular component (GO): late endosome membrane
Molecular function (GO): ATP binding; ATP hydrolysis activity; P-type ion transporter activity
Source: RefSeq, a predicted model, not a curated record
CAGAUUUGGUCAGUCUUGCGCUCAGCGGCUGUCAGCAGCAGCACACACACACACACAUACACACACGAGUCUGAACUCCGCGUCUCUUUGUCCGCGAUCAUCGCGCUCUCGUCAUGACACACAGGUGAUCUUCAGUCCCGGUGCUUCUGGGAGUCCAGGUCUGUGUGGCGAGAGAGAGCAAAAGAGAGCGGCCGCUGUAAAGGUGAAGGGAUUACCCAGGGUCACAGCACCCAGAGUCUGAAGGAGAGCAGCAGUUUUCCAGGCAGGACUGUAGAUCAGGAUGGAGAAGGAAGACCUGAAGAUUGUCAACAAGGGUUUGGAGGAUGAGAUGGAGUUGAGUGGAUAUCUGCUGUGCCGAUGGAAGCUAGCUCUGGUGGCUGUCGUGGGUGUCUGUUCGGGCGGUUUUCUCUUCCUGCUGCUCUAUUGGAUGCCUGAAUGGUGCGUGAAGGCCACAUGCACACGGACCGUCGUCAGAGACGCAGAGGUCGCCCUUUUACGAAGCACUGACGAGUUUAAACGCUGGUUUCGAGCGAGGGUUCGGGUCAUGCAGGCCCCUGGGAAGAACCCUUACGACAGCCUGGUACCUCAGACCGCCUCCCGUCAGGCCAAUGACCACGCCCAUAACACCUCUGACUCCACCCCUGAUAAAAUCACCAGGAACACGGAGGACCAGCAUGUACAGGUACUGCAGAUCCGCUAUUUUACCCUCCACAGCACUAAAUACUUUUGGAACGACACCAUCCAGAACUUUGAAGUGUUGAAAGGCCUGGAGGAUCUGGGCAUGACCUGCUCAUCCAUUCACUUAAAGCACAGCGCUGGGCUCUGUAAAAACCAGCAGGAGUUCAGGAGAUUUUUUUUCGGACAGAAUGAAAUUGACGUGAAAGUGCCUUCACUUUUCAAGCUGCUAAUUAAGGAGGUCCUCAAUCCUUUCUACAUCUUCCAGCUCUUCAGUGUUAUCCUCUGGUGUACUGAUGAAUAUUAUUACUACGCAAUGACCAUCGUCGUCAUGUCAUUCAUAUCAAUAGCUACCUCUCUCUACACUAUUAAAAAGCAAUAUGUAAUGCUACACGACAUGGUGGCAGCACACAGUACUGUUCGAGUGACCAUCUACAGGGGCGAAAACGAAACUGAGGAAGCCCUGUCCACAGACCUGGUCCCCGGUGAUGUCAUCGUUAUCCCCAGUAACGGGACCAUCAUGCCCUGUGACGCAGUGCUCAUCUGUGGAACCUGCAUUGUUAAUGAGAGCAUGCUCACAGGUGAGAGUGUUCCAGUCACAAAGACAGACCUUCCAAACCCUGAGCGGGACAGGAGGGGUAGUGAUGGAGACACAAUCUACAGCACAGAGGAACACAAGAGACACACGCUGUUCUGCGGCACAAACGUCAUCCAGACCCGAUACUACACAGGAGAACUGGUCAAAGCCGUGGUGGUCCGGACCGGUUUCAGCACUGCUAAAGGGCAGCUCAUUCGGUCGAUACUGUACCCCAAACCCACUGACUUCAAACUGUACAGGGAUGCCUACCUGUUCCUGCUGUGCCUGGUGGCCGUGGCCAGCGUCGUCUUUGUCUAUUCGUUGGUCAUGAAGAUCAUUAACCAGGAACCAGUAAAGGAGAUAAUUGUCAAGUCUCUGGACAUCAUCACCAUCACAGUGCCCCCUGCGCUGCCGGCAGCCAUGACAGCGGGUAUUGUCUAUGCUCAACGGCGCCUCAAGAAAGUGGGGAUAUUCUCCAUCAGUCCACAGAGAAUCAACAUCUGCGGCCAGUUGAACCUGGUGUGCUUUGACAAGACAGGCACCCUCACAGAAGAUGGCCUGGACAUGUGGGGAAUUCAGAGGGCAGAAGACGGCAGAUUCCAUCUUUCAGAAGAAAAAGCAGACAACAAAAGAUUAGUGAUGACCAAGUUUGUGUCCUGCAUGGCCACCUGUCACUCCCUCACUAAGAUCGAGGGUCAGCUCUCUGGAGAUCCACUGGACCUCAAGAUGUUUGAGGCCACGGGCUGGAUGCUGGUGGAAGCCACAGAAGAGGAGACGGCUCAUCACGACCGCAUUGAGCUCACUUAUGUAAAACCACCCAAUCAGCUGCUUCCGCCAGCAGUGAUAUCACCAGAGCAGGACAUGGAGCUGUCUGAACUCUACGAGCUGUCGGCGUCAUAUAUGAUCGGUAUUGUGCGGCAGUUCUCGUUCUCCUCCGCCCUGCAGAGAAUGAGUGUGGUCGUUCGUCAGAUUGGAGAGAGACGUAUGGAUGCGUACCUGAAAGGAGCACCGGAGGUCGUGGCAAGCCUGUGUAAGAAAGAGACAGUACCAGAGGAUUUUGCAGAGGUUCUGGAGGACUACACCAAACAGGGCUUCCGGGUCAUCGCGCUGGCACACCGACGGCUAGAAUCCAAACUUACAUUUCACAAAGUGCAGAACAUCAACAGGGAUCAAAUAGAGAAGAAUAUGGAUUUUCUGGGCUUAAUUAUCAUGCAGAAUAAACUGAAAACAGAGACUCCGGGUGUACUGGAAGAUCUACGACGUGCCAACAUACGCACCAUCAUGGUCACAGGUGACAACAUGCUAACCGCAAUCUCUGUGGCUCGAGACUGCGGCAUGAUUCAGCCACAAGACAGCGUCAUUAUUGCCGACGCUCUGCCCCCUAAAGAUGGCCAGGCUGCCAAGAUCAACUGGCGCUAUGCCGAUAAACCCAGCAAAAACUUGAACAAGACUACCAAACUAGAGGAGAUGGAGAUUAUCAUGGAGGAUGGACAUGCUGUGGAUGAUCAGAGACUGCAGGAACAGUAUCACUUCGCCAUGAGCGGGAAAUCUUUUGCUGUAAUUACAGACCAUUUCCAGGAUCUGCUGCAGAAGCUGGUGCUUCAUGGGACCGUAUUUGCGAGGAUGGCACCUGACCAGAAGACUCAACUUGUUGAGACAUUAGAAAGUGUAGACUACUUUGUGGGAAUGUGUGGUGAUGGUGCGAACGACUGUGGGGCGUUGAAGAGAGCUCAUGCUGGAAUCUCCCUGUCAGAGCUGGAGGCUUCAGUGGCAUCUCCAUUCACCUCCACGACUCCCAGCAUCUCCUGUGUGCCCAAUCUGAUCAGGGAGGGCAGAGCGGCUCUCGUCACCUCAUUCUGUGUCUUUAAGUUCAUGGCUUUGUACAGUAUUAUUCAGUGCCUCAGUGUCGCCCUGCUGUACUCUAUUGGCAGUAAUCUUGGAGAUUUUCAGUUUCUCUUCAUUGAUAUAGCGAUCAUUCUUCUUAUUGUUUUCACCAUGAGUCUGAACUCUGCCUGGAAGGAGCUGGUGGCCCGACGACCUCCCUCUGGUCUCGUCUCGGGUCCUCUUCUCUUCUCAGUUCUCACCCAGAUUGUCAUUUGUCUGGGUUUCCAGAUCAUGGCCUUCCUCUUGAUCCAAAAUCUAGACUGGUACUUGAAUGCUGAUUUCUACAACUGCUCUGCUCCCAUUCAUGCUGAUAACUCCACAGAGAGUGAAGAAAAUAUCAUGAACGACGUUAAUACCACACUGUUCUUCAUCUCCUCCUUCCAGUACCUCAUUGUUGCCAUCAUCUUCUCCAAAGGAAAACCUUUCCGUCAGCCCAGCUAUAAGAACUGGCCAUUCGUCCUCUCCUCUCUCAUUCUCAUCGCUUUCCUGUUUUUCAUCAUGUUCGUCCCCAUCUCUGGCAUCUAUCAGUUUUUAGAGAUUGUGUGCAUUCCUUUGAACUGGCGGGUGACUCUGGUGUUAAUCGUGCUAAGCAACUUCAUAGUGUCUGUCUUCAUUGAGACCGUCGUGCUUGACGUCAUCUUAUGGAAGCAUGUGUUCAGCAGAGACAAGCAGGGCAGCUAUGGCGUCUCCCCUGCAGGCCCGACACCACAGGGUGGAAUAGACAUGUAUGGAUCUAAAUGCCUCUCUUGUCUGUGCUGCCGGCGGAGGAAAAUACCCAAGGCUCGGUACAUGCACCUGGCCCAAGAGCUGAGCGUGGAUCCCGACUGGCCUCCCAAACCUAAGAGCACUACUGAAGCCAAACCCGCCUCUCAUGCGGACGAAUGUUCUUACCAGAUCGAGGCUGUUUCCUAGCAUUUGCACGCACACUCCAUUCUGCACGUCCAAACCACCAAGGAUUUCUAAAAUGUGUGAAAUGCUUUUUGUUGAAAUAGACGCCAAAAACGGAAACCUGCGAGAAAGAGAGAGUUUGAAAUAACACCUCACUGAGUUUCGUUGUCUCUCUUCUUUGAUUUUUUCUUCUUUUAAUGGGUGGGGUUCACAGGCUGGGAACUGUGUUUGCCCCACCCCAAUGUUCCCUUAAGACAUAACACAGACGUAAGAAUUGGAUCAAAGUCAUUAUUUCCAGAUGUGGAUCUUUCAUGAACCUGGUGGGCUUCUUUCGAUGCUUCUUUGAUCAGUUUUGGCUGUGUAGUGGAGGACUUAAAGCAUUAUGAUCCUGUCGUUGUAGUACGGGCUCUAUGGGAAAGGCUAAAUGCUGUCGCUAUGGAAACCAUCACUGCAGUCUUCAUGUGCAACAUACCAAACUGUAAUGGCUCACAACAUUUCAGCCCAUUUUGAUGAAUAAAUCAACAUUUUAUAUAUAUAUAUAUAUAUAUAUAUAUAUAUAAUGCUCAAUUUGUUUCUUUUCAUAUUUCUUCCCAUGGAAGAAUCGAGGCGGGAUUCAGUUGUGUCAGGCCAAACACAGUCAGUCGUUUGUGUUCACUUCUCUUGGUGCAGUGCAGGUUUUGAUUUGGUACAUCCUGAAACUCUACGGCAUAAUCAUAAUUGCAGUGACACGGGCAAUUUCAGAAUGCUUAUUGAUUCUAUGUUAAAUUUAGAUUAUAAUUUACAUUAGUGUUUAUAUUUUUACAUUAUAUUUGCUAGUGAAUUGAAAUAGUAAUAACAUGUUGUACAUGUAAUAUGGACAGUAAUGUAAAGUUUUAAUGGUAUAGUUCACCCAAAAAUUUAAAUUCUCUCAUCAUUUACUCACCCUCAUGUCAUCCCAGAUGUGCAUGACUUACU